GCUCGGCCCGCUUCAGCUGUGGGGAGCGAGCCAGGCUUCCCGCCGUUGCCGCCGCAUCGGGCUGGUGCAGCCCCGGGAAGAAGCACAGGAAAAUGGCAGACAGUUUUUCGCUUAGUGAUGCUUUAUCUGGGCCUGGAAAGCCAAACCUUCAAGGAUGGCCUGGCUCAUGGGGAAUCCCGCCUCCUGGGGCAGGGGUCUACCCAGGUGCCUCCUAUCCUGGGGUCUACCCUGGGCAGGCACCCCCAGGAGCCUAUCCUGGGCGGGUACCUCCAGGGACUUAUCCUGGGCAGGGGCCUCCUGGUGCCUACCCUGGCCCUACAGCACCUGGAGCUUAUCCCGGACCACCUGUACCUGGAGGCUACCUGGGGCAACCAGGCGGGCCUGGGACCUACCCACCUCCUGGACAGCCCGGGGCUUCCGGAGGCUACCCUGCUGCCGGCCCCUAUGGCACCCCUGCUGCACAGUUGGUAACUUCCGGCAACUGGCUCAGCGAGCAGGAUCCUAAAAGUGGAAGCCUUGACCAGAGUGAAGGAGAUUCCCGUACAGAGUUGCAGAGACCCGGACAAGGCUUUGAGCCUCCGUCUCCAGGAAGGGUGACGGACAAAGAGUAUGGGUCCCCGACAGAAGAAUCAGGCCCAGAGUGUCCACCCGAGGGGAAACAGCAGAGGAUGCCACCCUCUACGGCCGAAGCCCUGACCAAAGAUUCUCUAAGGAAGAAACCAAAGCACAAGAGGCCUCGAAUCAAGAAAACACGACAGAUACAAGCCAUGACAUGGGCCCAGCUGAAGAAGACCUAUGAGGAAGCAGAGAAGAUACUAUAUCAGACAUCUGUACCUAAAACACCUGCAAACCUUUUUCUUGCUGUGAUCAGCGUGGUGAGCAUGGCGUCUAGAAAAAUCUCCGAAGAAUACGAGGCUUCACAGACCAGCGCCUCGCAGUGAUGGCUAUCGAACUUCAUCAACUUGCUUCUAAAACGAAUGGGUGAGAUGUUGGGAAUAGGGUUAAGAGACAUGGAAAGUUUCAGGAGUUUUGCAGGACUUUUGUCUUGAAGGAAUCUGUGGGUAUAUUACUUCACAGAGCAGAAGCUGCUUAGCAACAAGGGAGACAUUCCACCCAUCAGGGACGACUGUAAGGCAGCGCCAAUCUCAAGGCCUGCAAGCCAGCGCCUGGAGCUUGUGCAAGGCAGAGCUCGGCAUAGGGCCCAAGGCUAAGAAACUGAUUGAAAAAUACCAGCCCAGCAGACAACUUGCAGCCGGAACUAUCAUAAACUUCAACAAGGCUGUUCCUGCUUCACGUCUGACCACAUGUCUCAGUAUACAAAGAAAUGGAUUAGAUUAGUAUGCAGGCUCAGUGUUCCUGCUUUAUGCAUUUUUAUCUUUAACUUGUAUGCUCAGCUAGGUCU
Propithecus coquereli (Coquerel's sifaka) is the source of this 1402-nucleotide messenger RNA. RefSeq names its product calcium-binding protein P-like. The record is from RefSeq and is a predicted model, not a curated record. Bases 93 to 941 code for a protein of 282 amino acids. Lineage: Eukaryota; Metazoa; Chordata; Mammalia; Primates; Indriidae. The transcript has 6 exons.